Ramularia collo-cygni is the source of this 2115-nucleotide messenger RNA. RefSeq lists its product as uncharacterized. The record is from RefSeq and is a predicted model, not a curated record. Bases 1 to 2115 code for a protein of 704 amino acids. The transcript has a single exon. NCBI's taxonomy places the organism in Eukaryota, Fungi, Ascomycota, Dothideomycetes, Mycosphaerellales, Mycosphaerellaceae.
AUGGCGAGAACCAAGCAGACGGCACGGCGCAGUACUGGAGGAAAACCACCGAGGAAGCACAGGAAAGCAGAACAGGAAAUCGCGAGGAGACAAGCUGCGGUGAAGCAGGCCGAGACUAUGGACGUGGAGAGCGACGCUGAAAGCCAUUGUUCUUCCUUAUCAUCAGCAAAAUCUCUAGGCUCACCCCCACCACGCGAUGGACCUUCUGAGGAGCAGGAAGGCGAUGCUGUGACGGCAGCUCCAGAGGAUGAAGAAGAGGAUGCGACCAUCAAACACGAACCACGAAAUUCGCUUCCGGCACCUGCCGGCACGGUGACGCAUUCAGAGCGACCUCUUGAUGUUCCAACUUUUCCAGCUACCCGGAAAGUGGAUACUACUAGCACCGCUCAGGGCGAAGAAAUGGUCGAGCAUGAGGAUGGGGAUGAGGUCGAGGAGCUGGGCUACUUCAUGUCGAACAUAUUCGCAUUUAGGGUGCCCGCAGCCCCGCGGGACGAAAUUGGAAACUGGCUCCCUGUGAGCUUAUACCAUUGCAUAGGAGCACGUUCCUGUGACGUCUACGAUUCGAACAUGAUCAAGUUUGGCUGGUUGAGCAUACCCAACUCCAGCGCUCUCUGGCAGCUGCUAGUAGAUACACACAGCACCAAGUUUAGACACAACUUGGAACUCGCUGCCCGCGGGAGCUAUGGGAUUGAGCAGAUUGGAGACAUGUCGACGCGAGAUUUGAAAGCUAAAAUAACGGUCUUCGCUGCCAAGCGAGCAGCAGGUCAUGUGCUCGCCGAGCUCGAAACGCAAGGCGUGCAGAUCAGACGAGCAGGGGAUGGCGAUGUGAUUGUGAGGAGCGGGCCAGAUCUCGAUGAGUUUGAUGCAGAGACAGUGGCCCAAAAGGCAACCUCCCGUCUCACACAAGAAGACGAGUUUGAACCGACGCAUUCUCCAAAAUCGAAGGCUACGACUGACCAAGUUGAGCCCAUGGUCACAGAGUCACAACCAAGUGAGCAGCGAAGGGAUGGCGAGCCCGUGAAGAUUCUCUCAACCUCACCCCCUCUACAAGCAUCAGAGACGACAAAAGGGCUAUCUGCCACCGAUCCUAUUGGGGACCGUGCCGUGCAGCAUGGUUCACAUACCGCCACUAUCAGAUCCGCAGAGGAUGAUAUCGAUCCACAGGGUGCAGCUGUCAUCGGAACUUCCACAUCGACCAUGAGUCUAGAGGAGGCGAGUUCUGCCCCAGCAGAAGCGUCUGAAGCUCACCAAGAAGAAGUUCCUGCCAUGGCAACUCCUGUAGAAACUCGAGAAGAGAGAUCACCUGCUCAAGCGACCGCUGAAGGAGUCCAGCAAACUACUCUGCCUGCCCCUCCGAUUAUUAUGGAAGUUCAACAGGAGGCUUCUCUCGAACAAAUGCUCCCAGCAGAGAAUAGAGAAAACGCUGCUGUAAAUGGAGAAGCUCUUCCAAGUGAAGUGGAUGCUUCGAAACAUCAACAGAACAUCCCACCUCCACAAAGCACACCAGCCAUCGAGCAAGAGGAAAUGUCAAGCAUGAUACCUCCCGCAACUCCGUACGAUGAAGAAGAUGUCGAUGAUUUCUUAUCAUUCACACACACCAAAUCAAAAGAAGUGGCUCUGCAGUAUCUCAUUGCCGGAGGAUCCUUGUCAAAGGCACUGAGGAACUUCCGCAAGGAUCAAGUGGCUCAUAAGCCUACUGAACAGGCUUCUCAGUCCCUCCAGGACGAAGCGAAGCCGUGCACUCUUAUCGACGAAGCUCUUGAUGCAUACGCCACCAUGCCUGCACCUACGAACAGGGGACGUCAGGACGAAGGCAAUACUCUUGUCGUCCUGGACGGCGUGAAUCUGGGCAGGAACUGUCGUAUCAACUUCACUGAUCUCUAUGCGGCUAUGCCAAUCGCCGAGGCGAGAUUGACUGCUACAGAUGAUGGUUCACUUGAGGUUCGGGGAGUGCGUCACUUGUACUUCCUACUGAAGCCGAUCAAUGGAGAGAUGCCUAAAUUAGAGCGCAUCCGUCUCUCCACGACGAUGGAGGACUGCAGAGACAUGAUCUUCACACUUCCUACCGCCUCAGAUGAUAUGGAGUCUGCGGGAAGAUCAGCGUCAGGAGACUAG